AUGGCGGCGACGGUUGCCAUCAUCGGGACUUGCGACACAAAGUUGACCGAGUUGCUAUUUCUUCGCGACGAAAUCGGCAAACACCCCGACGUCAAGACGCUUCUCAUCGACGUCGGUCGCAAGACUGCCGCCAACCGUCAUGUCCAUGUUUCGGUAUCAGACGUGCUGCUUCGUCGCAGCCCGGCCGUCGACGCCGCGCACCUGACCCGCGGACAAUUCAUCCAAGACAUGUCCGAGUGCACCACCGACCUGGUUCGAGACAUGUUCGCCGCCGGCUCUAUCCACGGCAUCGUCUCGGCCGGAGGGUCUGGCGGCACGGCCGUGGCCUCGGCCGUCAUGCGCCGCGCCGUCCCCAUCGGAUUCCCCAAGCUCAUCGUGUCCACCGUUGCCAGCGGCGACACCGCCUCCAUUGUCGGCGAGACAGACAUCACCCUCAUGUACUCGGUUGUCGACAUUGCCGGUCUGAACCAUCUCCUCCGGGGCAUCUUGGCCAAUGCCGCAGCCGCCAUCGCUGCCGCCGCGUGCUCCUACUCCAGCCGGCGACGACGACAAGACCAGCCGGGAGAAGGGCCGGCCAGGAAGCGCGUUGCCAUGACCAUGUUCGGGGUGACGACGCCCGGCGUGGACGCGUUACGAAGCCUGUUGGAAUCCCGCUUCCCCGUCGAGACGUACGUCUUUCACGCCACGGGCCACGGCGGCAUGGCCAUGGAGCGCCUGAUCCGCAACGGCCAAAUAGACGCCGUCGUCGAUCUGACAACCACCGAGAUUUGCGACCUCAUCAUGGGAGGACACAUGUCCGCCGGCAGCGCGAGGCUCGACGCCGCGAUCGAGGCCGGCAUCCCCAACAUCCUCUCGCUUGGCGCUCUGGACAUGGCCAACUUCGGCCCCGAGGCCUCCGUCCCCGACAGGUACAAGCAUCGGGCCCGGGUGCGGCAUAAUCCCCUCGUCACGCUGGUCCGGUCGUCCGAGGACGAGUGCAAGGCCAUUGCCGAGUUCAUCUGCGACAAGUUGAAGCGGGCAAAAAACUCUUCCUUGAUUCAGCUUUGGAUUCCUAGAGGCGGCGUGAGCAUGCUGUCUGUCCCCGGGGGCCCGUUCUACGACGAGGCUGCCGAUGCCGCCCUCUUCGACACCCUCAGGUCCGGCCUGGCCCGGACGGGAAUCCGGGUCGUGGAAGAGCCGGGGCAUAUCAACGAUGCGCAGUUUGCCACGCAUGUCGCAGAGGCUCUUGCGCACAUGAUGCAAUUGUCUGGCUGA
This is a messenger RNA of Metarhizium album ARSEF 1941, 1254 nucleotides long. RefSeq names its product UPF0261 domain protein. The record is from RefSeq and is a predicted model, not a curated record. The transcript has a single exon. The coding region runs from base 1 to 1254 and encodes 417 amino acids. NCBI's taxonomy places the organism in Eukaryota, Fungi, Ascomycota, Sordariomycetes, Hypocreales, Clavicipitaceae.